UCAACUAUUAUUAUUAUUGAAUCAUAUUCACAAGAAGUUAGAAAUGUGUUCAAUUGAAAAAAUUUUAGUGUCAAUAKUUUUGUUCAACAUUUUGCGAUUGGAAACAUAUCUUUGUGCAAAAAACAAUAGCAAGAUCAUAAUGGAGGAUGCCAAGGAAAAUUACAAAUUUUUGAUAACCGGCGGUUAUCGUCCGAAGAUAGAUAAUUUGGUAAAAUAUGUUGUCUCCAUACGAGGAAGCAAUCACAGAUGGUUUUUUGGAGAUGAUCACAAAUGUGGCGGCUCCAUAAUCUCACCCAAAGUAAUUCUGACCGCAGCACAUUGUGUUUGUAAGCGCCACAGCCGAAUCCGGCUGAAACCGUCAGAUUUAACGGUAGUUGCGGGAACCCCGAGGCGUUUGGUACCAACUGAGACAACACAAGUCUUAAAAGUUGAUAAAAUUAUACGACACGUCUACUACAAACCUUUAACUUUUCGAAAUGAUAUUGGUAUAUUGUUGUUGGUGAAAAAUAUAUAUGAAGACGGUAUUGCAGUACAGAGAAUUAGUUUGCAAACCCACCCAUUACCGCCCUAUACUAAAUGCACCGUGCUUGGCUGGGGUCGAAUUUUUUUCAGGGGCCCGAUGCCAAAUGAAAUAUUACAUGUCGAUGUCUAUAUAAUGCCAGACAAUUACUGUGACGCUAGAACUGACAAAUAUGCUUUUGGCAUGAUGUGUGCUGGCGAUUUGGCUGAUCCUGAGAAAGAUUCGUGCAGUGGUGAUUCGGGUGGUCCGCUGAUAUGUAAUGGCAGUGUAACGGGUAUUGUAUCAUUUGGCGUUAAAUGUGGUAUACCCGAACAUGUCGGUUAUUACACAAAUGUGACUUCGUAUCUUGAUUGGAUUCGUGAGAAUGGUUUCAGUACAUUGAGACCUGUAAAUUUUAUUUUGCUAGUUGUAUUACAAAUUUUCUUAAUGAGAGGUGUGUGAAGCGCAUAACAGACAUAUAUGUAUAUAGAAAAUUAACGGUUGUUGUUAUUGCAACAGUUAAAUUAAACUAUGUUUUAUGAGAAAAGUGUUUUAUGUGUUAGAGACAGGAGUGA
Messenger RNA from Bactrocera latifrons, 1074 nucleotides. Its product is annotated as anionic trypsin-2-like. The record is from RefSeq and is a predicted model, not a curated record. Gene Ontology annotation, molecular function: serine-type endopeptidase activity. Bases 44 to 961 code for a protein of 305 amino acids. Gene Ontology annotation, biological process: proteolysis. The transcript has 3 exons. NCBI's taxonomy places the organism in Eukaryota, Metazoa, Arthropoda, Insecta, Diptera, Tephritidae.